AUGUACGAUGAUUUCUGUCGUACAAUUCGGGCGGCGGAACGGGGACCGUUGCAAUCAUUAGGUGGUUCGAUGUUGAUCGUGCUGAUUAAAGCUAAUGAUGGAGGUGAUUUAUCUUGGAGUAAAACUGGUGUAAAAGAUUUAAUACAUCUUUUAGUCAAAUUAAAUAAACAUGAAAAUUCGUUUAAUCAUCUACAAAAUGAGGCAAACUUCAAAGUAUUGGGAACUAUGGACAUCAGAAGUCGAAUCGACAGUGGUUAUAAAUUAGGGAUUAAACGUCAUAAUGAAAAUUACCAAUUACCAUUACGUGGCCACGAUGAAAAAAUUUCAUCAAAAAACCAAGGCGUUUUUCGUGGUUUGAUUAACUUAUGUUCAGAUUUAGAUCCAAGUUUACAGGAACAUUUUCAGAAAUCUACUGUUUUCAAAGGGAUUCCUGUAGAACGUUUUUGGGGAUUUUUUAAACCUAAAGGACAUGAUGCAUACUCCUUAACCCGAUCUAUUCUAAAUGAAAUCGAUCCUAUAAUAGAAAAAAAUCCUCAAAAAUUCAUCGCACAAGCAUAUGACGGAGCUGCUGUUAUGAGUGGUCAUCAAUCUGGAGUUAACGUACGAAUAAAAGAAAAAUAUCGGUACGCUUAUUUUAUUCAUUGUUACGCUCAUCAAAUGAAUUUAAUUACGGCUCAAGCAACUUCCCAUAAUAAACAAAGAGUAGCUAUACUAGAUGAAAUAGUAGGUGCUUGUUUACCAAAAACAGUUCAAACACGUUGGAAUUUUAAUAUUAGAACAGUAAAUAUGGUUUAUGAACAUAGAGAUACGUUGAUUGAAUGUAUGGAGAAAAUUAUUGAUGCAUCCUCGCAAUCUAGUUCUAUUAAUUAA
This is a messenger RNA of Sipha flava (yellow sugarcane aphid), 870 nucleotides long. RefSeq lists its product as uncharacterized. The transcript has 6 exons. Bases 1 to 870 code for a protein of 289 amino acids. The record is from RefSeq and is a predicted model, not a curated record. Lineage: Eukaryota; Metazoa; Arthropoda; Insecta; Hemiptera; Aphididae.